Messenger RNA from Bombina bombina (fire-bellied toad), 2648 nucleotides. RefSeq names its product solute carrier family 16 member 9 (gene SLC16A9). The record is from RefSeq and is a predicted model, not a curated record. The transcript is spliced from 7 exons. The coding region runs from base 366 to 2111 and encodes 581 amino acids. Gene Ontology annotation, biological process: transmembrane transport; monocarboxylic acid transport. NCBI's taxonomy places the organism in Eukaryota, Metazoa, Chordata, Amphibia, Anura, Bombinatoridae. Gene Ontology annotation, molecular function: monocarboxylic acid transmembrane transporter activity.
CCCCUCCUGAUUUCAUUAUCUUCCACACUCCACAGUUAUGGGAAGGAACCGGUUUGUACUGGACUGAUGUCAGGCAGGGAAAGGAGGUGAAGCGAGUGAGGAAGGGAGGAGGAAGGCACAAUAAAAAGGAGAUAGAAAACAAACACACUCACACAGCUCACAGUGUGCUGUGCACAGGGAGAAAGUGAGCCCUGGAGUCAGCAGCCGGAACAGCUGGGUUUGUUUUGCUGGCGGACUGAUCUCUAAGGACUUCCUUCACUCUGCUAUUCUCCUACCUCUCACUAUGCACAUAGGUACAAAUCAUGACAUUGAAGAUUGAAGUUAUUAAGUUUUGUAAAUAACAAUAAAUAAACCCACGCCUUAAAAUGACAUUCCAGAAACCACCAGACGGCGGAUGGGGCUGGGUGAUAGUCGUAAUAUCCUUCUUUAUCCAGCUUCUCUGCUACGGCUCGCCAUUGGCCGUUGGCGUUCUGUACGUGGAAUGGUUGGAUAUUUUUAAUGAAGGAAAAGGGAAGACUGCAUGGGUUGGAUCUCUGGCUGCUGGAGUUGGGCUACUUGCAUGCCCGCUAUGCAGCGCCAGUGUUUCGUCCUUUGGUGUGCGCCCCAUUACAAUCUUCAGUGGUUUUUUAGUAGCCGGUGGCCUUAUGAUGAGCAGUUUUGCGCCUAGCCUGUACUUUCUUUACUUUUCCUAUGGAAUUAUGGUUGGGAUAGGCUGUGGGUUAUUAUAUACAGCAACUAUAACUGUUACAUGCCAGUAUUUUGAAAAACGAAGAGGACUUGCCUUGGGUAUCAUUUCAACAGGUUCGAGUGUUGGGACUUUUAUUUAUGCAGGACUACAGAAAGAGCUUAUAUGUCUUUACGGAUUAGAUGGCUGUUUACUUAUUAUUGGUGCAUUAUCCUUGAACAUAUUUGCUUGUGGCAUUUUAAUGAGGCCUUUACAAAAAUCAUCUAGUGCUGCACCGGGGAAACCUUGUCUGGAAAAUGUUCCAGAUACCUACCUCAUUUACCAUGAAAAAGAACUUAACAUGGAAGAAAAUUUAGGUGUACUUGAAAAAAAAACAAAUAAAGAAUUAAUUGUUCUAUCCAACACUGACUGCAAGCAGGAAUCUUUUCUCAAUAAACAUGGAUUUACAAUUCUACAAGAAAAGAGUUUGGUAUCCAAAGGCGACUGCAAGCAGGAAAAUAUUCUUAAUAAGAAUGGAUUUACAAUUCUACAACAAAAAAGCUUGGUAUCCAACGGUGACUGCAAACAGGAAAAUAUGCUCAAUAAGAAUAGAUUUACAGUUCUACAAGAAAAUAGUUUGGUAUCCAACGGUGACUUUAAAAAGGAAAAUAUUCUUAAUAAGAAUGGAUUUAUAAUUCUUCCUUCUACGGAAAAAGAUAAUUUAACAAAUAAUAGUACAGAUGCACAUAUCUGUACGCAGUUUGCUAAAAAUAAUUGUCUCCGCUAUGUGGAGUAUUGGGGCCGUACCACGGACCUGUUUAAAAACAAAAUAUUUUCAGCACUUUUUGUUGCAAUUUUACUUUUAGGCAUUGGGGGAUUUGCUCCUUCACUUUUAUUAGAAGAUGUAGCAAAAAGUUCAAAUAUUGAUCCAGAAUCAAUGAUAGUGCCUUUAGUUUCAAUUACUGGUUUUAUGAUGGCCAUUGGAAAGCUUGUUUUAGGAUUCCUUGCUGACUUUAAAUGGAUAAAUACACUAUAUUUAUAUGUACUUACUUUACUAGGAACUGGGGUGGUCCUGAUUGCAGUGCCCUUUGCAAAGUCUUACCCUGCUCUUGCAAUUCUUGCUGCUUUACUAGGUUUUUUAUCUGGUAACUGGUCAAUUUUUCCAUAUGUAACAACAAAUACAGUGGGACUCGAUAAGCUAACGCAUGCCUAUGGGAUACUGAUGUUUUUUGCUGGACUUGGAAAUUGUCUUGGACCGCCUCUAUUUGGUUGGAUUUUCGACUGGGUACAAACGUAUGACAUUGCGUUCUACUUCAGUGGGCUGUGCGUUUUAUUCGGUGGUAUUUUUCUUUUAGUAGUGGCAUUACCACAUUGGGAUACGCACCUUACUAAAAAGUCAGGAUCACUUCAAAAAACCUACUCCUGUAAAGGAUCCUUAAGCAUUUAAUUUGCGUGAUAUUUAAUUUCGUUUUAUAUGCCUUGUAUACACGAAGAACAUUUGUAUUGAGUAUGAAUUAAUAACUCUUCUUUUAGUAAUUGUCAUAGUUUCAGGUAUUUACCAUCUUUUCCACCAUACAUAUUUUAAUAGUAUUAUACCAUUUAUUAUGCUAUACCAAGAAAGUCUUUGACACAAAUGUAUUGUCUCAGGAACACAUUGUCUGCACUGGAAAUAAACUGAAUUUUAGCCUAGAAUUUUGAAAUUUCAAGAGCUUUGUAACUAUGAUUAAAUCCAUGUUUAUUAAUGUCAUGACAAACCUGUGUUUUAUGACUCUCAUGCCUAUGUUAACUAAACGUAGUACAAUAUGGCAAAGUGUGAAUUUUUUUCUUUUGUUGUUAAAUACCUCUCUGCAAUAACUAAAGGUCAUCUUCUUAAAAAAAAAAAAAAACACAAUUACAAAAUGCCCUUGUUUUUUCCUUAUUAAAUAUUCAUUAGAGGCUUAUUUUAUAUUUAAAAUCAGUAAUAAAACCAUUUUUGUAUUGAAAA